Lactuca saligna is the source of this 2488-nucleotide messenger RNA. NCBI's taxonomy places the organism in Eukaryota, Viridiplantae, Streptophyta, Magnoliopsida, Asterales, Asteraceae. The record is from the annotation of a GenBank genome assembly.
AUAACUUUAAAAUCGGAAAAACAAAAUUAAUCAUUCGACCAUUUUAUCUUUAAUUUAAACAUCCCAUGCCAAUUUUAUUAGUAUUAAAAUGAAAACUGUGGCAACCGGUGGGAAAUACUUUUCUUAAAAUGUGAAAGGAGGAAGUGUGUCGGAGAACAUCUGCGGAUAUCGGUCACUGAGUUUUCUCUCUCCUUCCCACCAUAACUCGGAGCUAAAUCGAGAGAAAACUCAAACCAAAAGCAAACUUCAUGGGUCAGGAAUCCUUCAUCUACAGCUUCGUAGCUCGAGGAACAAUGGUUCUGGCCGAGUACACCGAGUUCACCGGCAACUUCCCCGCAAUCGCAACUCAGUGCCUUCAAAAACUACCUUCUACUAAUAACAAAUUCACGUACAAUUGUGAUCACCAUACCUUCAAUUUCUUAGUCCAAGAUGGUUACGCUUAUUGUGUUGUUGCAAAAGAAUCAGUUGGCAAACAAAUAUCAAUUGCAUUUCUUGAACGUGUGAGAGUCGACUUCAAGAAAAGAUAUGGUGGUGGUAAAGCCGAUACAGCAGUUGCCAAAAGUCUCAACAAGGAAUUCGGCCCUAUAAUGAAAGAACACAUGCAAUACAUAAUCGAACAUGCAGACGAGAUUGAGAAACUUAUAAAAGUGAAAGCACAAGUUUCAGAAGUUAAAAGUAUAAUGUUGGAGAACAUAGACAAGGCUAUUGAUAGAGGACAAAACCUUACAACUUUAAACGACAAGGCUGAAAAUCUGCGUGAUUCGGCACAAGAGUUUAAGAAAGCAGGAACGAAAAUAAGAAGGAAGAUGUGGUACCAAAACAUGAAAAUAAAACUAGUUGUUCUUGGGAUUCUUCUGUUACUUGUUCUUGUUAUUUGGCUUUCAAUUUGCCAUGGUUUUGAUUGCACCAACUAAGGUUAUAAUGUAAAGUUGUGUUGUUAUAUGGUUUGAGAGAAAAGAGUGAAAUUAAUUUCCCUUUUUUUUUUCCUCUCUUUUAAUUACUUGUAUUUUCUACUUAAUUUGUUGUAAAAUAACAAAGACAAGUAACUUGAUUUAUAUUAUAUUUUCAACAUGUUGUAGUCAUUUCUCUUAUUAAUACAAUACUCUUACAAUCAUCAUAUGUUCAUUCAAUGUGACAUCUUAUUAUCUUAAUAAAUCAAUUUUCAAAUAAUCUUACAACAAUGACUUAAUCGAUUCAGCACCAUGGCCAUUUAGCAUCUGUCCAUUGAAACCAACGAUCGAUUUUGUUCACAUCAGAAUCAAAAAAGUUGGAUUCGAUACUCUUUUCAAUUUUUCCACUUUCAUUUCUUUGUGUUCCAAAAGCUUGACAACAUGCAAAACUUCUAUCGCGUGUCAAUGCAUCUUCUUUAUACGAUGAAUUUCCAUACCUUGGGUGCAUGAUAAACACCACAUUCUUCCACCAUAGCUUCAAAGCCUGCAUCAUGUAAUUGAAUUUUGAGGUGCCUCAUACAUUCUAAUGUAUUUGAAUAUUGAAUUUUGACACUUACAUGCCAAUAGAUCCAUAAUGCAACUUUGUGUGGCAUUAACCAGAAGAAAACUGCAUGAUCAACAGAUGAUGAAGAUACCCUAUUUGCCCUCAAGGAAGCUGUGAAAUAGUCGCCAUGUUUAGGAUGUUUAACGGAAAUAUUCACCACAAGAUUAUCCCCAGGUGUACUUGUUCUUAUACUCCAGUUCCCAAGCAUAUCCUGAAAGGGCUAACAUGAAGGGGUUUAGCGACUACAUCAGAACUUGGGUUGAAAAGGAACUGUACUCUUUCUCCCCAUGGCGUAUUGGUGACCUAAUGCAGGAAAAUGGAAUGAUGUUAAGGUAAAUGAUAUUACAAAAUAGAGAACGAAAGAAAUGGAUUACAGACCUCAGCUAUGCACUUGAUUAAGGUUGUGUUUGAGCCUUCUUUGUUGUAGCAAUAGUACAAACUUAAGGGGUUUUGUUCGUAUCCGACGCUAGGAGGAAUUGUCAAGAGGAAACUGAGCGAAAGGUGGAAAAGUCAAUCAAGAGAUCUCAAUUUCCAAACAUAAUUGAUCUCGAUCGUAUAAUCCAUGGACAAUGUAACUACUUAAGAAUUCAAUGUACUGGAAUUGGAAUUGAUGAAUCGAAAUUAUGCAGAACAAUUAAAACUCACAGAAAUUAGCAAGGCUUAAAUAAAAUUAGGGACUUACACAGGACCAGUGGUUUGAGCAAUAUCACGAGCUUGUUGAGGCGAGAGGUGGUGAGGUGGAGUGUGAGGUGUGUGAUCGAGGUCAAUAAAAGCGUAACGGACGGAGUACUUGAAGGAAUGGUGAACGGGACGACGGCGUUCGUGCCAGACGGUGCCAUCGUAGAGGGAGAUCGAAGUGGUUGCGUCGGUGGUCGUUGAGCGAGGGAAGAGACGGUGGAGGAGGAGGCGGAAGGGGAGGAGGAGGGAGAGAGUGAAGGAGAUAAGAGUGGUGGAGAUGAUUGAGCAGAGAAGAUAAAGCAACUCCAUUUAGACC